UCGGAGACAAGAGUUUGUUUCCUCAGUACAAUGGCAAAAACCAAUUGCCAUAUGUCCAUGUAAUUCGCAGUUGUUUGAUCGCGUUUCUUUAGCAUACUUCAACGUUUCUCGGGUUUCGGACACUUUUACAAUACGGAUUUCCGCACCGGCCACCUGAGGCAGGGUGUUUUCUGCGUUGUUCCCCAUUAGAAAAACUUGAUAAUUUUUUAUUAAUCUCGUUCACAAGCUUGCAUACAACAGCUGUCACAUAGUUAUUUUCUGACAAGUUUUUUCCAUGUGCGGAUAAUACCGUGUCCCUGUUGGCCGGUACGCGAAUCCAUAUAAUUAUUACUAUCGCAACGGACUUUUUCAUACUUUCUCGCCACCCGCAACGGAGAUGGCCCCUCCCGGUGGGAAGCACAUCCUGGUGGUUAACGGCCCCGCCUACGGCCACCUGAUGCCCCUCCUCCUCUUAUCCCGCAAACUCGCCGCCCACCACCACCACUCCAUCACCUUCGCCGUGUCCCGCCACAAAGCCGACCAACUGGCGCAGGCCGAAUUCCGCGCCGUCACCCCCGACGAGGGCGUCCGCCUCCUGCCCAUCGAGGACCGUCUCCACGAGGACCUCGGGCACGACGACCUGGUCGGCGCCUUCCACACCAUGAACCACGUCAUCACCCCGGCCGUCGAGGACUUCAUGAAGGAAGUCUCCGCCGGCGCCGCUUCCGGAGACUCCUUGAUCAAAUUAUCCAACGGGGAGACCCUCCGGCGUCCGGAGGUCAUCAUCUUCGACAUGUUCCUCACUGGUCCGGUGAUGCGGCACCGCCUCCCGGGCGUCCGCUACUACUUCUUCCAGUCGUCGCCCAUCAGUCUGGUGCGCUGGUUCCUCCUGUUCACCCCGGACACCCGGGUGGUCAGUCCGGAAGAGCACCAGCAUUUCCACGAGUUUCCGCCGGCGCCGGGGCAGCCGUUGGCCGGGCAGAUGGCCGGCGCCAAGGAGAUGUUCCUGCAGAUUUCCCGGCAUCUCCCGGAAGUCGACGGGAUCAUCUGCAACUCCUUCCGAGCGAUGGAACGGGAGGAGGUGGGGAAGAUGAACCGGGAGCGACCGGAUAUGGCGCGGGUGCCGGUGUACUGUCUGGGGCCGUUCAUCCCCGAGGACACGUCGGAGGCGGACUCCAAGGCGGAGCAGUGGCUGGCGACGAAGGAGGCGCGGUCGGUGGUUUAUGUGUCGUUCGGGUCCAUCGAUUUCAUGGUGCCGGCUGCCGAGCAGUUAUCGGAGAUCGGAAAAGCGCUGGUGUCCCUGAAAAAGCCGGUUCUGUGGUCGCUGCGCGCCGGCAACGAAGCGCACCUACCCCCGGAAGUAGUUAAGCACCCGGACAUGUUGAUCCUGCCGUGGGUGCCACAGAAGCGCGUGCUGGCCGCCCCGGCGAUGGCGGUCAUCCUCAGCCAUUCCGGCUGGAACGGGACGCUGGAGGCCCUCAGCCACGGCGUCCCCAUCGUCUCCUUCCCCAUGCUGGCCGACCAGCUGCUCAUUGGGACGGCCAUCGAGGAAGCCGGCGUCGGCGUCCGCCUCCGAGGCACCGGCUACAAACCGCAACGCCUACUUCCGGCCGACGAGAUCGCCGGCGCGCUGCGGGAGGUCGGGGAGUUCGAGGAGAAAGGGGCGGGGAAGUUCCAUCAACGGGCACAGGAAGUCCGGGAGCAGAUUAAGGAGGCCAUGACGGAGAGCGGGACGUCCAGUGUGGAAUUGGCCGAGCUUGUCAAAUCGUUUGAUAAAUGACCGUUUUGAUGUUACUAAAUUACUUUUAAUUUCCUUUGAGCUUAUCUUUGAAUUUUCAUUUAUAUAUUCACCAUCCGUUUUAUAUUUUUUUAUUAUCAUUUUCUUCUAAAAUAUUUUCUUAAUGCUAUUUAACGCUUAAGGCGUUAAAUACCGUUAACGCCGGGCGAGUUUGUUUGUCCCUGGCAACAUAGUCACGUCAUCCAGUAAUGACGUGAACAAAUUAUUAGAAGGAACUCAGUUGUGUUCGAUCCAGUUUUAACUAUUAGUUUCCCAAUUUUCGCUAAAAAAUGGCUCCGAAACCUCGGUCGGACGCGCCCGUUGCACACAGAAAACGCAGACGGGGGGAUUGCUAAGAAGUCAGAGCAACAAUCAACAGAUUCCAUCGAUUUAGUUGCCCUUCAGCAUACAGUUUCUCAACUGCAAACGCAACUGGCUGCUUUAGCAGUCCAGCAACCCCAACCGCCCGCCCCCACUGGUUCUCCACCUUCACUUACCACUCCACCGCUGAUUGACCUUUCCGUUUCGGAGCCUAGUAUGUCACUUAAACCACCGUCUAACUUGUGUUUACCCACACUUGAUAAUCCUACAUUAAAGUUACUGUCCGAUCGGCAUGGCUUCGUCAAUUUGCAUAAACUUCUACCGAUUAACAGAGGAGUCGAAUCAGUUUCCGAUCAGCCCUCGUAUGUGCCUGAUAACGACGGCAAAUUAAUUCCCACUGCUGCUGUGUCUAACCGCCGGAAGAUCGACUCCUUUAACUCAUGGCUGGAUGCCUUUUUACUUUUUGCUCGUUACCGCGUUUAUUUUCAUCCCGGUCUGGCUCUGGCGCUGUUUGCAUACAUCGACAUUAUCCGUGGUUUAUCACUAUCUCGUCCUCUGUUAAUCUGGCUGGAAUAUGAUCGAAGGUUUCGUGAUAAGAUGAGUAACCGUGACAUUUCUGACAACGCGUGGUUCAUCGAAGAUUCUUCUGUUAUUGCCGAGGUCAUGCGCACUAUCCCAUUGAACUCCACGGGUCCUCCUUUACAAAAAGAUAUCCGAUCGC
Molecule: messenger RNA, 2798 nt
Organism: Paramacrobiotus metropolitanus
Lineage: Eukaryota; Metazoa; Tardigrada; Eutardigrada; Parachela; Macrobiotidae
Exons: 3
Coding region: 377-1759 (460 amino acids)
Molecular function (GO): UDP-glycosyltransferase activity
Source: RefSeq, a predicted model, not a curated record